Molecule: messenger RNA, 1845 nt
Organism: Gastrolobium bilobum
Lineage: Eukaryota; Viridiplantae; Streptophyta; Magnoliopsida; Fabales; Fabaceae
Product: rust resistance kinase Lr10-like
Exons: 3
Coding region: 1-1845 (614 amino acids)
Biological process (GO): protein phosphorylation
Molecular function (GO): protein kinase activity; polysaccharide binding; ATP binding
Source: RefSeq, a predicted model, not a curated record
AUGGCUGUGUGGCUAAAAAAGUGCAUCCCUUUCUUGUCCUUGUGCUUGUUAACUAUCCUUGCAGAAACUAGUUCCCUUGAUCAAUGCAAAGAAUCAAGUUGUGGUAUUCAUGGACCAACCAUCAGAUUUCCCUUCAGACUAAAAGGAAGACAACCAGAAUGGUGUGGCUAUAAUUCUUGGUUUGAUCUAUAUUGCACAGAUAGCAACGACACGGUGCUUGAACUACCAUUCUCUGCUAAGGCCUUAGUCAAAAGCAUAAACUACACAUCACAACUCAUAAGUGUGUCAUAUCCUGAAGCCUGUCUUCACAAACACAUUGCAAGUUUCGAUAUAUCUGCAUCUCCUUUUAGGUUCAACGAUGAGUUCAAACUAGACCUUUAUGCAUUAUUCAAUUGUUCAGCAGGGAUGUCUCACGGGAACACAGAUGAGAGUUAUAUAAUAACAACUGGAAACUUUUCUUGCCUCAAUGUACCUGGUUUUAAAGUUAUAGCAGCAAGUUCCACAUCACAAAUAAUCUUUGCCCCCUUAUUAUCUUGCACCAGAAUCCAAAGCCUUGUAUUAUUGCCUAAUUCUUUGUUUAACAAGAACAUUGAUGCUGGUCUAAAUUGGUUCCAACCAGAUUGCAAAAACUGUGAACGAAAAGGUGGGCAAUGCAAGGUUAAAGAAAACAAAUCUAAACACGGAUUCGAAUGUAACAGUCCCAAAGCAGGUUCAUCAAAAGGGAAAGUGCUGGCUGGUGAAAUCCUAGGCCCUUUUUUGCUUAUAUUGGUUGGAGUCACAGCAUAUUGUUUCUAUGUAGCUGGCAUGGAAAGGAAGCAUUAUAUAAGAAUCAAAAAGUUUUUGAAGGAUUACAAAGCACUUAAGCCUGCCAGAUACUCUUAUGCAGAUAUAAAGAGAAUUACAAAUCAGUUUAAGGAAGAACUGGGUCAGGGAGCUUAUGGAACUGUCUUCAAAGGAAAGCUAUCAAAUGAAAUUCAGGUAGCUGUUAAGGUCCUAAACACAUCAACAGGGAAUGGUCAAGAGUUCAUCAAUGAAAUGGAAGCAAUGUGUCAAAUUCACCAUGUCAAUGUGGCUCGCUUGGUUGGCUUUUGUGCAGAUGGACUCGGACGAGCUUUGGUGUACGAGUUUUUACCAAACGGUUCAUUGCAGAAAUUCAUAUCAUCAGCAGACAAUAAGGAUGUCUUUCUAGGUUGGGAAAUGCUACAAAAUAUUGCUCUUGGUAUAGCCAAGGGAGUUGAGUAUCUUCACCAAGGUUGUGAUAAACGAAUUCUCCAUUUUGAUAUCAAACCUCAUAAUGUAUUGCUAGACAACAAUUUCACACCAAAAAUCUCUGAUUUUGGUUUGGCCAAGCUUUGUUCCAAGGAUCAAAGUAUUGUGUCAAUGACCGCAGCUAGGGGCACUUUGGGCUACAUUGCCCCGGAGGUAUUUUCUAGGAACUUUGGCAAUGUAUCCUAUAAGUCAGACGUUUAUAGUUAUGGGAUGUUGCUGCUUGAAAUGGUUGGAGGAAGGAAGAUCACUGAUGUCACAUCAGAAAAUAGCAGCCAUGUUAAUUAUCCACAAUGGAUUUAUAAUCUUCUAGAGAACAAUGAAGACAUAAAAAUCCAUAUAGAAGAAGAAGACACUAGAGUUGCAAAGAAGCUAUCAGUUGUGGGACUUUGGUGCAUUCAGUGGCACCCAAUAAAUCGUCCAACCAUGAAAGCUGUGGUUCAAAUGCUGGAAGGAGAUGGAGAGAACCUAGAGAUGCCUCCUAAUCCUUUUGCCUCUACAUCUGCGACCAGAACAAGUGCCAGAUUUGGUACUUUACGUCUGAACCAAGAGCUUGAUGUUAUCUCGGAAAUAGAAUGA